Molecule: messenger RNA, 643 nt
Organism: Paramecium octaurelia
Lineage: Eukaryota; Ciliophora; Oligohymenophorea; Peniculida; Parameciidae
Source: the annotation of a GenBank genome assembly
AAAUAUGUAAUAAGUGACUCCUGCAUAUGUGAAAUCGUUGACAGGGCCUACUGCUAAGUAGAUUGAUAUUUCAAUUUAGUUUUCUGUGUCCAGUAAAUGCAAAUAUUUACAACAUCCAAUUUUUGAAAUUUAGAAUUCGAGAUAUGGAUUCCGGUUAAGUGUUGUUUGAGGUGGAAAGAGAUCCAGAUGAAUAGCCAAUAGGUAUGAAGUUGUUAAAACGCAAGAAUAAUUACCAGUUGAGUAUUAAGAUGAGGCCAGAAGGAUUAAAUAUCAGUUUGGACCAUAGUUUUUUGAAUUGAAAACAGUAGGUGCUUAACUCACAUUCUCUGUUGGGAAGGAUCCAGUGAAAAACUUUACGAUUAUUGAAAGACACUAUUUCAGAGAUCACUUAUUGAGAUGCUACGAAUUCUAAUUCCCAUUCUGCAUUCCCAACUCAACUAACACAUGGGAACACAUUUACACAAUCCCAGAAAUCGAUGAAGCCAUGGUAUCAUAUAUUCUUAUUGAAAGCGUCAAGAAAUGAUAGACAAUCCAUUCGAAACCAAAUCUGAUAGUUUCUACUUCGUCGGAGAUUAAUUAGUGAUGCAUAAUAAAGCAGAAUAUGAUUACUCUGAAUGAAAUAAUUAUAUUGACAUUUAUGUGU